AUGGUACACGAAGAGAGAAGGCGCUCGGUAGAAGCGCUCGGCGUAGACCCGGAAACGGAACGGAGCACCGUCGUCGGCACUCCCCGAAGUCCCUCCCUCGACGGCGACGACCAGCAGGCAUUGGGAGAUGUGGCGGCGUCCAUCCGGGAUUUGGACUAUGUCCCAGAUGGUGGGCGAGAGGCCUGGACGGUCGUUUUGGGAUCGUGUCUGGCUCUGUUCGCAUCCGCUGGGAUGAUCAACGCCUACGGCACAUUCCAAGAUUACUACGAAACGACGCUUCUGCCGUCUUCAUCCUCGUCAACAAUUUCAUUCAUCGGGUCCCUACAAGUAUUCCUCCUGUAUUUGUUUGGGACCUUCACAGGCCGUAUAUUCGAUGCGUACGGCACCAAGGUCAUGAUCCCCCUCGGAUCAUUUCUUUGUGUGUUCUCGCUCAUGAUGGUGUCGCUCUGCCAAAAAGACCAAGCAUAUCAGGUCUUCCUCUCUCAGGGCCUCCUUUUCGGUGCCGGAAUAGGCCUGCUUUUCAGCCCCUCGAUAGCCGUUCUCAGCCACUGGUUCCGGAAGCGACGUGCACUCGUCAUUGGACUCAGCACAGGCGGAAGCGCGAGCGGCGGCGUCGUUUUUCCUGUCCUGCUCGAGCAGCUCAUCCCCAAAGUCGGCUUCGGAUGGGCCGUGCGCAUCAUGGCCUUCAUCCUCCUGGCGUGCCUCACCGUCUCGUGUCUGACGAUCCGCACGCGACUACCGCUCUCGGGCAACCUCUCCCUCCGUACCGCCAUCGACUUCGGCGGGUUCCGAGACCCACGGUACACGCUCGCCACUAUCGGCGCCUUCCUGCUCUUCUACACCUUCUUCAUCCCGUACUUCUACAUCCAGAUCUACGCUGACUUCCGCGCGGUCCCGGCGCACACCGGGCACUACCUCCUCGCGAUCCUCAACGCCAUGAACAUCCCCUCGCGGAUCCUUCCCGGAUACAUCGCAGACAAGGUCGGACCGCUCAACGUCUUCGUGCCCUGCGCCGCGGUCUGCGCCGUGCUCAUUCUCGGGCUCUGGCUACCCUCGACAAACACCGCUGCCAUCGUCGCGUUCGCAGCCCUGUACGGGCUGUUCUCAGGUGCUUUCGUAUCCCUGGUGCCGACCUACAUCGCAACCAUCUCCCCGAGAGAAAAGUUCGGCGCCCGCUUAGGGUCGUUAUACAUGGUCGUUGGGGUCGCGACGCUCGUCGGCACCCCAACGGGCGGCGCGCUGCUCAAGCAAACCGACGAGACCCACUUCCGCACGCUCAUUGUCUUCUGCGGGGUGGUGACCGCGGUGGGCACGGCAGUGCUUGGGAUGGCUGGCGUCGUCGGUUCGAAACGCGUGCGGAGGGCGCUGUGCGGCCGACGCGCGGCGGGCCCGGAGGUCGUGGAAAAGCCGCCGAUGGAGAUUGGGUGCUGA
Trametes versicolor FP-101664 SS1 is the source of this 1431-nucleotide messenger RNA. Its product is annotated as MFS general substrate transporter. NCBI's taxonomy places the organism in Eukaryota, Fungi, Basidiomycota, Agaricomycetes, Polyporales, Polyporaceae. Gene Ontology annotation, biological process: transmembrane transport. The transcript is spliced from 8 exons. The coding region runs from base 1 to 1431 and encodes 476 amino acids. Gene Ontology annotation, cellular component: fungal-type vacuole membrane. The record is from RefSeq and is a predicted model, not a curated record. Gene Ontology annotation, molecular function: transmembrane transporter activity.